Messenger RNA from Trichoplusia ni (cabbage looper), 5807 nucleotides. RefSeq names its product proteasome-associated protein ECM29 homolog. Bases 84 to 5753 code for a protein of 1889 amino acids. Gene Ontology annotation, molecular function: molecular adaptor activity. NCBI's taxonomy places the organism in Eukaryota, Metazoa, Arthropoda, Insecta, Lepidoptera, Noctuidae. Gene Ontology annotation, cellular component: nucleus; cytoplasm. The transcript is spliced from 38 exons. Gene Ontology annotation, biological process: proteasome assembly. The record is from RefSeq and is a predicted model, not a curated record.
CUCUUGAGUGACUGUCAAAUAUUUCUGUUUGUCAUCUUUAACACACAAACUUUCGAAGUUAUUGUGAUUUUAAAACCUUUAAAAUGUCUGAAAUGGAAGUAGUGGAAGGCGGGAAUGAUUGUUCCAACGAUUUGUUACUCCUGGAUCGUGUGUUUCUGCGGCUAGGUAAUGCAGAUACUGAUGACCAGCUCGAAAGUUGUCUCAAUAGAUUCCUUCCGCCCGUGAUUUUGAAACUUUCGUCGCCUCAUGAACAGGUCCGCACUAAAGUGAUGGAGUUGUUGGUGCAUGUGAACAAGAGAGUGAAGUGCCGUGCUGAUGUGCAACUGCCUGUGCAGACUCUGUUGCAACUCUACAAGGAACCUAAUUCUAACAGCUUUAUUAUUAAUUUCUCAAUCAUAUACAUUACAAUGGGCUUUCCAAGGCUGCCUCGCGACCAGCAGCUCACUUUAGCUCCAACAUUAUUAGAAGCCAUUGAAAACAAGCCUCAAAGUCAUCAGGAUGGUAUUUUGAUGCUAGUCAUGCCCUUGCUGGGUGAAAUUAAGGAGACGAAUCUGAGCCUAAAAGAAAAGCCAAAAGCAGCCACUUUGUUACUCAAGUUUGCAACUGAUGUUCUGCUUUUGCCAUACAGAGCAUUACCAAACCCCGGCGAGAGCGAUUUCCAAGUGCCGCCCGGUAUGAGCAUGAAGACAUACAAACGCAUUGUUGAUAAGAAUCAGUUAAAUCCCAACCAACUUGAGGAGAUGAAACUUUCUAUCGUCAAUUUUAUCGGGAAAGAUGUGUUCAACAUGAACGACACCCUUCUUACUUUGAUCGUCGCAGCGGCUGACUCUCGCUUCAGUGUCGCUAACUGUGCCAAUAGCCCACUUAUUAGAGUCAACAGCUCCGUAGAUUGGUCUCAGCCCGCUGUAGUAGCGCCGCUCUACUCCCUAUACCUUGGAACUUGGGGAGGCAUGAAAGUGCCCCCAGAUGACCGUAAGGUACCCGCUUGCACAAGACUUCGUCUAAAACUGAUUCAGUAUUUGAACAAAGCAACGGGAUCGGCUAUUAUGUUCCCGCAUUGUGUGCAGGUUGUAUUUUCAUCUCUGUUUGAUCCAAACACGAAUUCCCGUCUUCGCAAUCAAGCAUUAGUAUUUCUUUUGAACGUGAUUAACAGUGGCGACAUUAUUCAAUUGAGAAAAGUAGCGACGGUAUUCCUGCAGGGUUUACUUAAACUUGUGAGAUCUGAUGAGCAUACUGAACAUCAUCCAAAAGCCUACAUGUGUUUAGGUCGCCUGGCAAUGAAAUGCCCUGAAACCAUCAACAACCAAUUUACAUUACUUGAGGAGUUGGUCAAGAAGAUACCGGAAGCCGUGCCUGAAAUGAAGACCGCUCUGAGAGACGCGCUACUCGAGAUGUCUGCCGCCUACAAGAUUAAUGCUGAUGUGAAAUCGGAGUCUUCACAAGUACAAGUGGCAGGAACUUCGCAGGAGAAAAUGGAUGUAGACAGCUCCAACACAAGUCCUUUCGACGAACCUCAGGCACUGGCGCUCUUUGCUUUGUUGGACCAUUACAUGCACAGUGAAGAAUCUAUGAUCCGGUACAUAGCUACGCGGUACUCGGCUGCGGUGUUCCCUCAGGACUACGUGCCGUCCAGAUACCUCUUGUUAUUGGCUAGUGGAGACAGUCAAGACGAAAUUUCGAAUGAAGCUCUCAAGUGUCUCUAUGGGACAUCUCGUUCAAGUGAAAUCGAGGACGUAGUUAACAACGUAUCAAGCAAAGAGGCUUCAGUCGUCAACAUCGACGAGGACACCUCAAAGAGAGGCAUCGACACGCCGCAAGAGGAAGAGUUCAAAGUGCCAAAGUUUAAAGAAGUGGUGAACUACAUAUGGGAUCAAAUGCAGAAGAGGAAGAAGGGGUCGAACGCUAAACAUAGGUUCGUGAUCGGGAAUCAAGUGCUGCAGUUCCAUCCGAUUACGUAUCAAGAGAUCUUACGCUACUUGCGUAUGUGUUUGAACCGCGACGCUGAUCUGAAGGACUGCUCGAACCACCCGAACGCGACGUCGCCGCUCCUCGCCAAGUACUUCUACGACAACCUGCUUGACACUGAAGUGUUGGAGCGGUACCUCAGCAUGAUUACUUCACUGUUGAAUGCAAGCCCAGAAAUGAUGCCACUUACAUGUUUCCUUGACAUCGUCGGUUGCGUACCAGAGAAAAUGGCUUCAAAAUACAUUAGCCUUCUACCAUUCUUGCGCAACCUAUUUACGACCAGUACCAAGGAAGACGUGCGCGAUACAGCUUCUGUCAUCUACGCGAUCAUUACCGUACACACCAGCGAGAAGUCCGCGAUAGAUAAGGAGAUUAAGGAGUUCGUGGUACAAGGGCAGAAUAACAAGAGCUUGGAGUCGCAGUGUGGAUAUUUGUCGGCGUUGUCGACUAUGUGUGAGCGGUGUCUGGUGUUGUCGAAGAGAGGAAAGUUUGGAGGCAAAGGAUUUAAUUCGGCUAAUUGGGAGCCGUAUCAAGAAGCUGCUGUAGUCUUAGCAAACUUCCUAGCGAGCAGUCAAACACUCCUCAUCAGUACAUCGUGUUCCGCCAUAUCUAUUCUGUCUCGCGUCAGCGGCCUGCCUCUGCCAGUUGCGUCGGUAAAACAGGAGGGCCUAUUGAAAUCAGAGAACCCCUUCAACAUUAACAAGAGCGAUACUCACAUACCCGAUAGUGAGGUCACGAAGUUUGCGGUAGCUGACAGAUUGUUUAAAAUCGUUGGCAAUGCAAAAUUACCGUCAAAAUUGAAAGAGAGAGCUCUAUACACACUUGGCUUGUUGUGUUGCGGCGAAAGGCUCUCGUUCGCCAAGCAAAUCGUUAUGGGAUUCUUGCAGAUGGCUAAAGAUAGCAAGGAAUUUGAGAUCCAUUUACAAAUAGGCGAGUCACUGGUACUAUGCGUCGAAGGUGUGAAUUCGAAUGAAAAUAGAGAUCUAUGGACGGAAUUACCACGAGAAGGUGCAGACAAAUUAAAGAAUAAAGAUGCAUUGAAAGAGAAUGAUGAGCUUCUGGAGUGGUUACUGCACGAGCUCUUCAAGAUCGGAAGACACCCACAUCCACACUCGAGACAGGCUACAAGCAUUUGGUUGUUGGCGCUGCUUAAGAAUUGUCCAGAACGGGGACCAAUCAAGAACAAACUACAAGUGCUACAAGACGUCUUCAUGGACUUCCUCUCAGAAAAUAGUGAUAUAGUCCAAGACGUAGCUAGCAAGGGCUUGUCCCUAGUCUACCAGAAUUCCGACGAGAGUCAGAAGCAGGCACUGGUGGGUCAGAUCAUCGAUCAGCUGACCAGCGGCAAGCGGUCCGUAGCUCAGGUCACGGAGGAUACUAAGAUAUUUGAGGAAGGACAGCUGGGAAAGGCUCCUACUGGUGGCAACCUGUCCACAUACAAAGAGCUGUGCUCGCUGGCGUCAGACCUGAACCAGCCGGAUCUGUUGUACAAGUUCAUGCAUCUCGCACAUCACAACUCCGUGUGGAACUCCAAGAAGGGAGCGGCCUUCGGUUUCCACUCCAUCGCGCUACAAGCGGGCGCGCAGCUGGCGGAGCACCUCCCUAAGAUCGUCCCGCGGCUGUACCGCUACCGCUUCGACCCCACGCCGCGCAUACAGAACUCCAUGCAGAGCAUCUGGCACGCCAUAGUGCCGCACACGCAGGCCACUGUACACAAAUACCACAAGCAGAUUCUAGACGACUUAGUGGAAAACAUGACAUCAAACCAAUGGAGGGUGAGAAUGUCCUGCUGUAAUGCGCUGGCUGACUUAUUGCGUGGCGCACAAAGUCUUCACGACUCGGUUCACCAGCUGCCGACCAUAUGGCUGCAGUUGUUCAGAGUUAUGGAUGAUGUGCAUGAAGGUACUCGCCAGGCUGCUACCUCUACUGCCAAUGUCUUAUCUAAGUUGUGCAUACGAGCAGCAGACGUAAGCCAAGGCAAGGAUGGCAAAGAGGUCGUCUCUGUCAUACUACCAGUAUUAUUGGACACCGGUAUUACGAAUCUCGUCAAAGAAGUAAGAAGCGUCAGUUUACAGACAGUAUCCAAGCUAGUGACCGCGGCGGGCGAGACGUUGAAGCCGUUCCUAGCGCGCCUGAUCCCCGCGCUGGCGGGCGCGGCGGGCGAGCUGGAGUCCGCGCGCCUGUCCUACCUGUCCACGGCGCUGGCCGACAGCGCCACGCGAGACAUCCUCGACGACAUGCGCGCCAGCGCCGCCAGGCAUCACUACACUACCGAUACUGUUGUCAAGUGCAUGCCAUACGUCGACAUCGAAGUGAUGAAAGAAAUGCUUCCUAAAAUUCUUGAGCUGAUGAAAUCACCACAGUUGGGUACUAAAGUAGCGUGUUGCCACUUCGUGGUGCUAGCAGCACAUUACUUGCGGGCCGAGCUGGAGCCGGUGGCAGGGAAGAUCAUGUCCAACCUCCUGAAUGGUACCUUCGAUAGGAACGCUACUGUCAGGAAGAAUUAUGCCGAGGCUUUGGGACAGGUCUCCGCUUAUGCCAAAGUACAAUCUGCAGAGAAACUAAUGAAGAAGUUAGUGACGUUGUACGAGACGAAAGAAGAUGACAUGUCGCGGCAAGCCAUCGCUCUCUGUCUCAAGUCCAUAGCCAAGGCCAAGAUAGAGCACAUCAAAGACAACGAGACUCUAUUAGCGCCGAUGGUCUUCUUGGCCAUGCAUGGGCCUAAGGAUGAUGAGUCGACAACAGUGGAAAUGUUUGAAGAAAUAUGGACGGACAUUAGCCCAGCUAGAGAAAGUGGUAUCAAGCAACACUUGACUGUCAUUCGGGAAGAAAUCGAAAAAGCGCUCAACUCCAGCAGCUGGACUAAAAAGAUUCAGGCAGCAAACGCAAUAAAGACUAUAUGCAAGGAGGUGUCAACUGGUCUGGGUGACCAGCGCGAGCAGCUGAUCCGCGCGCUGCUGGCCGCCGUGCACGGGAAGACAUUCGACGGGAAACAACACGUUAUAGAAGCAUUAGCGGAGUUGUGCGCUGUCAAAGAGAACGAAGCACCAGUUUCCCCGGCACUGGUGUCAGAAUGCAUCAACGCGCUCCUAGUAGAGAGUCGCAAACAGGAGAUGGUGUACAAACGACACGCGAUCACAGCGCUGGGGCAAGCCAUCGCCGCGACACACUGCGACAGGUUCCACCAGCUGUACGAGAUCGUCAAGGUUAUAUUGUCUAAGGAUGAGCUAUCAGUGGGCAAAGAAUCUGAUGAGGAAGAUAACGAAGGAGCGAGACAACGGCGCGAACAGUUGACAGCUUUGAAGGAAGCCGCUUACGAACUGCUGGGCAAGGCGUGGCCAAAGGAACCUGACACACAAGAGAAAUACCAAGAUGUAUUCUUCGAGCACUGUUCGAAGUCAUUCCCAACGAGUUCGAGGUCGACACAGCUGGCUAUCCUCACGUCCAUGGCGCGCGUACUGGAGAGACUCUCGAUACUCACCAACACUGGGGAGCCGAUGGAAAUGGAUAACGUGACUGUCUCCAACAGGGAUAAAGCGAUCAGUAUUGUUACAGGACAUGUUGCAACUAUCGUUGACUAUACUCUCAAAAACAGCAAUCAAGUAAGGCACAGGAGGGACGCGCUUAACGUAUUGGAAAUACUUGUCAAACAAUUAAAAGAUCUCAACAAGACUGAGGAGUUAGAUAAGCUCAAAAGUAUAUAUUUGUUGUACGCUCAAGACCUGUCGAAGGAUUCCUCUCACGAAAUAAGAACCAAAGUGGAUUCUAUAAAACUACAUUUUAAAUAGGCAUGUUAUUUAUUGUCGUGACAAACCAGUAAUAAAAUAAUAAUUUACACUUAG